Molecule: messenger RNA, 668 nt
Organism: Diatraea saccharalis (sugarcane borer)
Lineage: Eukaryota; Metazoa; Arthropoda; Insecta; Lepidoptera; Crambidae
Source: the annotation of a GenBank genome assembly
AACCUUUUCCUUUGAGACCCAGACAAGAUGGGUAUUAGCCGAGAUCAUUGGCAUAAACGGAGAGCUACAGGCGGCAAACGCGCACCUAUCCGCAAGAAGAGGAAGUACGAGUUAGGUCGUCCAGCCGCAAAUACUAAAUUAGGACCACAGCGCAUACAUUUGGUGCGGUCCCGUGGUGGUAACACCAAAUACCGCGCCCUGCGCCUUGACACUGGAAAUUUCUCAUGGGGCUCAGAAUGUUCCACACGCAAGACCCGUAUUAUUGAUGUUGUAUAUAACGCUUCAAACAAUGAGUUGGUGCGGACUAAGACCUUGGUAAAGAAUGCUAUUGUUGUUGUUGACGCUACACCAUUCAGGCAAUGGUACGAGUCUCAUUACCUGCUGCCCCUGGGUAGAAAGAAGGGUGCCAAGCUGACUGAGGCUGAAGAAGCCAUUAUCAACAAGAAACGUAGCAAGAAAACUGCUAAGAAAUAUGUAACAAGACAGCGCCUUUCUAAAGUUGAGGCUGCUCUUGAGGAACAGUUUCACACAGGACGUCUACUAGCUUGCGUGGCGAGUCGGCCCGGCCAAUGCGGCCGUGCUGAUGGUUAUGUGCUAGAAGGCAAAGAGUUGGAGUUUUAUUUGAGAAAGAUCAAGUCAAAGAGGGCAAAGUAAGGAUGUAAACUUAU